Molecule: messenger RNA, 881 nt
Organism: Procambarus clarkii (red swamp crayfish)
Lineage: Eukaryota; Metazoa; Arthropoda; Malacostraca; Decapoda; Cambaridae
Gene: Pfdn6
Product: prefoldin 6
Biological process (GO): protein folding; chaperone-mediated protein complex assembly
Cellular component (GO): prefoldin complex; cytoplasm
Molecular function (GO): protein-folding chaperone binding
Source: RefSeq, a predicted model, not a curated record
GUGUGGUGGAGAGGGAGGUGACCCCAGGCGAGGUACCAGGUGUGGGCCCGUAGUCCGCCGCCAUCACCAGCCAACAACAUCAUGGGGCCCGAGAUGCUGCAGAAGAAACUCGAGGAGGAGAUAGAAGCCUUCAAGAAACUCCAGAAAGACUUGUCUAAAACGACUAAUUUAAGGUCACAGCUUGAUGGACAACUAAACGAAAACAAAGUAGUUAAAGAGGAAUUGGAUUUGAUAGGCGAUGAAAGUGUGGUGUACAAGUUAAUUGGACCGGCACUCAUUCGUCAGGACUUGGAAGAAGCUCGGCAAAAUGUUAAUAAGAGAGUUGAUUACAUUACACAAGAAAUUAAACGUCACGAGAAUACAAUGGAGAAAUUAGACAAGGAUUCCGAUUCCAAACGAGACAGCAUUGGUAAGCUCCAGCAGCAGAUGCAACAGAUGAUGAUGAAACAAAUGGGGAAAUGAAAUGAAGGUUAAACUUGAAUAUUAUUUUUUUUUUUUUUUUUAAUAAAAUUGCUUUUGCACCUGUCACCUGUGUAAUACUAGAACCUAGCUUUAUGAACCAAAUAUUAUUGAUAAUAAUUUUGUGAUACCUUUGCUUCCAAAAGCAGGUUGGUGUUAUUUUCAUCCUGUGUAUGGAAAACCAGUGCCAUUUUGUUUACAAUUAACAAAAUUGUGCAAAAAGUUGCCUUUAAUAUUUUGAUGCAAGUACUGUACUGUAUUGGCAUUUUAAUACAUUUAAAAGUCCUACAAUCUACAAGACAUAAUUAUGUAUCCCAUGUAAAGUCUGAUGUUUACAAAAACAUUUACAGUUUGGAUCACUAUGGCUUUGUUUUGUUUACCUUGAUGCUGUCCAGCAAUAAUGAAUAUUUUGAUUUGUCAAA